Pistacia vera is the source of this 4129-nucleotide messenger RNA. Its product is annotated as ABC transporter B family member 2-like. Gene Ontology annotation, cellular component: membrane. NCBI's taxonomy places the organism in Eukaryota, Viridiplantae, Streptophyta, Magnoliopsida, Sapindales, Anacardiaceae. Gene Ontology annotation, biological process: transmembrane transport. The record is from RefSeq and is a predicted model, not a curated record. The coding region runs from base 103 to 3846 and encodes 1247 amino acids. The transcript has 12 exons. Gene Ontology annotation, molecular function: ATP hydrolysis activity; ATP binding; ABC-type transporter activity.
UAUUAUCAUUCUUCUUCUUCUUCUUCUUUCUUUCUCUCACGUUCUAUUCUAGUUCAUUCUUCUUCUUCUUGUUGUUUUGUUUGAGUACAAGUUUUGGCCAAAAUGAGAGCGCUAAGUAACCAGGAUGAUGAUAAGAUUACUAAGGAAAAGGAAGAAGAAGAGAAGAAGCCGAACAGAGUUUCGUUGCUAAAACUAUUUACAUUUGCAGAUUUUUACGACUGUGUGUUAAUGGUUUUGGGAUCAAUUGGUGCAAUUAUUCACGGGGUUUCAGUUCCUGUUUUCUUUAUAUAUUUCGGGAAACUGAUCAAUAUUAUUGGAUUGGCUUAUCUUGCCCCCAAAGCAGCUUCUCACAAAGUUGCAAAGUACUCGUUGGAUUUUGUAUAUCUCAGUGUGGCAAUUAUGUUUUCAUCAUGGCUAGAGGUGGCUUGCUGGAUGUACACCGGAGAGCGGCAGGCAGCGAAAAUGAGGAUGGCGUAUUUAAGGUCAAUGUUAAGUCAAGAUAUAAGUUUAUUUGAUACUGAGGCUUCAACAGGAGAAGUAAUUUCUGCAAUUACAAGUGACAUUAUCAUUGUUCAAGAUGCACUUUCUGAGAAGGUGGGGAACUUCAUGCACUAUAUAAGCCGUUUUCUGGGAGGCUUCAUUAUAGGUUUUACUAGCGUAUGGCAAAUCAGUCUGGUCACACUUUCUAUCGUCCCCUUGAUUGCGCUUGCUGGUGGCAUCUACGCUUAUAUUGCCACCGGCCUCAUCGCCCGCGUCCGAAAAGCUUAUGUAAAAGCCGGUGAAAUCGCUGAAGAGGUAAUUGGGAAUGUGAGAACUGUGCAAGCGUUUGCCGGAGAAGAUAAGGCAGUGAAAUUGUAUAAAGAAGCUCUGUCAAAUACUUACAAGUAUGGAAGAAAAGCAGGAUUAGCUAAAGGCCUCGGACUCGGCUCCAUGCAUUGUGUUCUUUUUCUUUCCUGGUCGUUACUUGUUUGGUUCGUUAGCAUUGUUGUUCACAAACGCAUUGCCAAUGGCGGAGAAUCCUUCACCACCAUGCUCAAUGUUGUUAUCUCUGGCCUGUCAUUAGGCCAGGCAGCGCCUGACAUUGUUGCAUUUGUGCGAGCAACGGCGGCUGCCUAUCCGAUUUUUAAGAUGAUAGAGAGGGACACAGUGAGCAAAGCCAGCUCCAAAACCGGCCGGAAGCAAGACAAAUUGUAUGGUCACAUUCAAUUCAAGGAUGUGUCAUUCAGUUAUCCAUCUCGCCCUGAUGUAGUUAUUUUCAAUAAGUUUAAUCUUGACAUUCCUGCUGGGAAGAUUAUAGCUCUUGUGGGAGGAAGUGGUUCAGGAAAGAGCACAGUUAUAUCUUUGAUAGAACGUUUCUAUGAGCCUCUUUCUGGAGAAAUACUAUUAGAUGGACACAAUAUUAGGGACCUUGACCUCAGGUGGCUCAGGCAGCAAAUUGGAUUGGUUAAUCAAGAGCCAGCACUUUUUGCAACAACCAUCAGGGAGAACAUUCUCUAUGGAAAAGAUGAUGCCACACUUGAAGAUAUUACCCGCGCCGCCAAACUUUCAGAGGCUAUAACUUUCAUUAACAAUCUCCCUGACAGAUUUGAAACUCAGGUUGGAGAGAGGGGAAUACAAUUAUCCGGAGGACAAAAGCAAAGGAUUGCGAUAUCGCGAGCGAUAGUUAAGAAUCCAUCAAUUCUUUUACUAGAUGAAGCAACAAGUGCGCUUGAUGCAGAGUCUGAGAAGAGUGUGCAGGAGGCACUUGAUCGCGUGAUGGUGGGAAGAACAACAGUUGUGGUUGCUCACAGGCUUUCCACCGUUAGAAAUGCAGAUGUUAUAGCGGUUGUCAAUGGAGGGAAGAUUGUGGAAACAGGAAGCCAUGAAGAGCUAAUUUCAGAUCCCAACAGCGCAUAUGCUGCACUUGUUCAACUUCAAAGCUCUGAAGCUUUGCAAAGCCAUCCCUCGCAAGGUCCUUCCAUGAGUAGGCCACUGAGCAUCAAGUAUUCAAGAGAACUAUCUCGAACUACAACAAGCUUUGGGGCGAGUUUUCGUUCUGAAAAGGAAUCAGUACUAGCUGGUGUUGAAGGAAUGGAUACUGUAAAAUCACAGCAUGUUUCAGCUAAAAGAUUGUAUUCAAUGGUGCGACCAGACUGGAUGUAUGGGGUGGUUGGCACCAUUGGUGCACUGAUUGCCGGAGCUCAAAUGCCUCUUUUCGCUCUUGGUGUCUCCCAAGCUCUUGUAUCUUAUUACAUGGACUGGGAUACAACAUGUCGCGAGGUUAAGAAGAUUACAAUCCUCUUCAUCUGUGGUGCAGUUGUUACAGUCAUUGUUCAUGCCAUUGAGCAUCUCUGUUUUGGUAUCAUGGGAGAGAGACUUACUCUUCGAGUGCGCGAAAUGAUGUUUUCUGCAAUUUUGAGGAAUGAAAUUGGAUGGUUUGAUGAUAUAAACAACUCAAGUUCUAUCCUUGCAUCACGUCUAGAAAGUGAAGCGAGUUUGUUAAGAACAAUAGUUGUUGAUCGCUCAUCAAUUCUGUUACAGAAUGUGGGUUUGGUUGUCGCCUCAUUUAUCAUUGCCUUCAUCUUAAACUGGAGGCUCACACUGGUUGUCAUAGCCACAUAUCCAUUGAUCAUCAGUGGCCACAUCAGUGAGAAAAUCUUCAUGCAAGGAUAUGGGGGCAACUUGAGCAAAGCAUAUUUAAAAGCUAAUAUGCUUGCUGGUGAGGCUGUGAGUAACAUCCGUACUGUUGCUGCCUUUUGCUCUGAAGAGAAGGUCCUCGAUCUUUAUGCCCGAGAACUCGUGGAGCCUUCCCGCCGGUCAUUUACUCGUGGUCAGAUUGCUGGCUUAUUCUAUGGCAUUUCCCAGUUCUUCAUCUUCUCAGCCUAUGGCCUCGCCUUAUGGUAUGGUUCUGUUUUAAUGGGGAAGGAGCUCGCUAGUUUUAAAUCUGUGAUGAAAUCAUUUAUGGUUUUGAUUGUAACGGCUUUAGCCAUGGGUGAAACUUUGGCUUUGGUCCCAGACUUAUUAAAAGGAAACCAAAUGGUGGCAUCAGUCUUCGAAGUGAUGGACCGGAAGACACAGGUAGUUGGGGACAAGGGUGAAGAGCUAACCAAUGUAGAGGGUACAAUUGAGCUAAGAGGCGUCCACUUCAGCUACCCUUCAAGGCCUGAUGUUGUGAUCUUCAAAGACUUUGAUCUGAAAGUACACGCAGGCAAGAGUAUGGCAUUAGUCGGACAAAGUGGAUCCGGUAAAAGCACUGUCAUUUCUCUUAUUCUUCGAUUUUACGACCCAACAGCCGGAAAGGUGAUGAUUGAUGGCAUUGAUAUCAGAAAACUCAAUCUCAAGUCUUUGAGGAAACACAUUGCGCUUGUUCAACAAGAACCUGCUCUUUUUGCUACAUCAAUCUAUGAGAACAUCCUUUAUGGGAAAGAAGGAGCCACUGAAGCAGAAGUGAUUGAAGCAGCUAAACUCGCUAAUGCGCAUACUUUCAUUAGUGCGCUUCCUGAAGGAUACUCAACCAAAGUAGGCGAAAGAGGGGUUCAACUAUCUGGUGGCCAAAAGCAAAGAGUAGCCAUUGCACGAGCUGUUCUAAAGAACCCAGAAAUUCUGCUAUUAGAUGAAGCAACCAGUGCGCUUGACUUGGAGUCAGAACGCGUUGUGCAGCAAGCUCUAGAGAGAUUGAUGCAGAACCGAACAACAGUCAUUGUGGCACAUAGGCUUUCUACCAUAAAAAAUGCUGAUCAAAUAUCUGUUCUUCAAAAUGGGAAGAUAAUAGAGAAAGGGACUCAUUCAAGUCUCAUAGAGAACAAAGAUGGAGCAUACUUUAAGCUGAUCAACCUUCAGCAACAGCAACAAGGACAAAAUCAUUAGUAACAACAGGUGAGACAAAUAAAAACCAGAUCGAUUUAUUAUUAUUUGGGGUGUUUUGAUAGAUAAUGCGCCCCGUUGAUUUUCUUUUUCCCGUUUCUUAAUUUUUGUCCAUAAAAUGUUGAGAAUUUGGAAUAUUGGAAGCAUUAAUUGUUUCAUUCUGAAUAUAACAAUUAUACAUGUUCAUCCUGUAACAUACAUGGAAGAGGCCUUUCUGUCGAUCAUGUGGCCAUUGUUUGGAUUCUGAGAAAAUAAGUGGGGUAGGUGGAAUUUGACUUUGUGUAAA